AACAAAACUGGUAGCAUAGGGCCAACAGGCGCCCAUAGAAAUUUCCUUUUCCUUUUUCCUUUUUUAAUUAUUUAAAAAAAAAAAUUGAAGAGAAGAGAACCAUCCAAUAAUUUGUAUUCUAAUAUAGCUCUUUCUUUCCCUUCCUCUCAAAAAAUAAUAAUAUUAAUAAAUUAAUAAAAAAAAGAGUGAAUCUUGUUCUCUCAUCCAUUGUUUUGUUUUUAGCAAACACUGUAAAUAUAUUGUUACAUAAAUAUUUUCCCAGAAUUAAAGAAACAAACUUCACCCAAAUUCAUUGUCCAAGAUCAAGUUUUUACGAUGGAUUUUCGAUUUCUUCUUCUUCUUCUUCUCGCCCUUGUAUGCUUCUUUCCUCAUCUCUCCCUUUCUGCUGUUCGAGUUCCAAAAUGGCUUGUUGAAAAUAAAGGAGAUGAAUCAGUGAUACGGAUGAAAACGGGGGCUUCUUCUGUUUCGUUUGAUCCAACUCGGGUUACUCAGCUCUCUUGGAACCCUAGAGCUUUUUUGUACAAAGGAUUUCUAUCUGAGGAAGAGUGUGAUCACCUAAUCCAUUUGGCUAAGGAUAAGCUUGAAAAAUCUAUGGUGGCUGAUAAUGAAUCGGGUAAGAGUAUUAUGAGUGAAGUUAGAACGAGCUCUGGAAUGUUUCUUCAAAAGUCUCAGGAUAAAAUAGUUGCUAACAUUGAGGCCAGAAUUGCAGCAUGGACUUUCCUUCCACAAGAAAAUGGGGAGUCGAUGCAGAUAUUGCAUUAUGAGAAUGGUGAGAAGUAUGAACCACAUUUUGAUUAUUUUCAUGAUAAGGCGAAUCAAGAAUUGGGUGGUCACCGGGUUGCCACUGUGUUGAUGUAUUUGUCUAACAUUGAAAAGGGUGGGGAAACUAUAUUUCCCAAUUCAGAGGCGAAAUUAACGCAACAUAAAGAUGAUAGUUUGUCUGACUGUGCUAAAAAUGGCUAUGCAGUGAAACCAUACAAAGGUGAUGCCUUGCUGUUCUUCAGCCUUCAUCCAGAUUCAACCACCGAUGCAAGUAGCUUGCACGGAAGCUGCCCUGUCAUCGAGGGUGAGAAGUGGUCAGCCACCAAGUGGAUUCAUGUUAGGUCCUUUGACAAGCCAAUGAAGCGAUUAAGUAGCGAUGGUUGUACGGAUGAAAAUGCUAGCUGCCCUCUAUGGGCCAAGACAGGUGAAUGUGAAAAGAACCCUAUAUAUAUGGUGGGUUCUGAGGAAGCUCCUGGUUUUUGCAGGAAGAGUUGCAACGUUUGUUCUUCCUAGGGAGUCUAAUUUACUUUUCCAUAUAACCUCAUAAUUACCCUGAGGAGGUGUUGGUUCUUUAGAGUCCAAGAUAUUGUAUAUAAUAUAAUGUACCAUUGAGCCCUGUGAUGUUGUAGCUGUCUAACUUACCCUCUUGGGUUACAUCCACAUUUUUGAACUGUUUAGUGUUAUUUUUGAACAGUUAUGUCUCGGAUGGUUAAGUUAUUACUCUCUUUUUUAUAAAGGAUCAUCUAUUUCAUAGAA
Molecule: messenger RNA, 1518 nt
Organism: Cannabis sativa
Lineage: Eukaryota; Viridiplantae; Streptophyta; Magnoliopsida; Rosales; Cannabaceae
Product: probable prolyl 4-hydroxylase 7
Exons: 8
Coding region: 316-1275 (319 amino acids)
Biological process (GO): peptidyl-proline hydroxylation to 4-hydroxy-L-proline
Cellular component (GO): endoplasmic reticulum
Molecular function (GO): procollagen-proline 4-dioxygenase activity; L-ascorbic acid binding; iron ion binding
Source: RefSeq, a predicted model, not a curated record